AUGGAACCAUCCCCUGCGUCGGAUCGUGGCGGCGAUGAUGGUGACGCCCUGGAGCGGUUCCUGGCCGCAGAGGAGCGGGCCAACCCGGGCCGAGUGCCGCCCGGGCUGUCCGGCAUGGGGGCCACCUUGGCCGCCUUGGCUCGGUGGGACGCGGAGGCCUUGCGCGGCCACGUGGAGCGGUGCAGGGGGGCCCUGGAGCGCGCCCUGAACCUCAUGGCACAAGUCCCUCGAGAGGAACGGACAGCGAACGGCACCGAUGAUUUCGCCAGGCACCAGAGCUACCUGAGCUCGCUGGCCGAAGCCCUCGGAGACGCGGCCUCGCGCUUGGACGCGGCGUGGAACGUUCGAGACGCGCGCUGCACCGACAAAGUCGACGAGAAACAAGGUGGAGGGAGAACAACAUUGCCUGAGGAGCGAGACGAGGAGGAGGAAGGAGGAGGACGAGGAAGACGGAUCGAGAGGGAAGGCGGCGCGCGGCUAUCCCAUUCGAACGGGUCUCCUCUGGACGCUGCCGGUAACUUGGCGGGAGCAGGAGAAAAGUCGCCCACCUUCGGGAACGAAACGGCGCGGGAACGCGCAGGGAAUGGCGAGGGCGAGGCGGGGCUCCCGACAGAGACGUCCCUGGCGUCGGGCGGCGGAGUCGCGAUUCGGGGCCGAGAGGACGUCUCCCAUCGCGGAGAAGGAGCCCCCGUGGCGAGAGGCGGAGGAGAUUGUACACACGACGCGCAGAGAGCGACGAGUAUUCUUACCGAGAUAGAUGCCGCAGAACCGGCGCCCACCUCAUCGUCAUCGUCGUCGUCGUCAUUAUCCAUCACCAGACUUGAUCCAAAAUCUGUAGACGCGAGUCAUGAGAAGGGAGGUGUCAACGGCGCGUGGUGUCCCCCUGGGAGCCAGGCAGACGCAGCACGACAGCUCUCGGUAGGGCCUGGGGAUGCAGGAGCGAGACCCCCCGACAGGAUUCUGGAUAAACGUCCGCGCGAGGAUGAGAUCGGGGACGCGGGGACUCCCCGUGGUGACCACGGCUAUGAGACAUUGGCCAACGGGUGGUGCCGGCGAGCGCUUCUCGCAGCGUCGGAACCCGGGCUCGAACCCGAGCUGGCGUGCUACGCGACGGCUCCGUUCUUCGUGGCCAACAAGCUGGCGUGCGAGGUCGCGUGCCGCUACAGCCCGCUCGCGGUGGCGGCCGACGACGGCGAGGAGCUCGUGAGCCACGUGGUCAGCGUUCGCUGCCUCGACUCCCGGAUCAAGCUGCCCUCCCCCAUCACCGUGGCCGUGCCGUACUCGGCGCGCUACCGCGGGGCGAUCCGCGACGUCGCCGUGCGCGUCUCACCAGAUGGGCUGCGGUGGGACCUGCUGGCGUCGGUGACGGUGGAAUUGUCCCACGGGGGACGCAAGGCGAGCUGCGCCGAGUCGAGGUGCUACGGGCUGGGACUCUUCGCCGUGGUGUUGCGCCCGCGGACCGAGCUCGUGGACGUGCCGAGGCGGGGCGCGCUGCACCGCUCCGCCGUGGACGCGCGCCUCACCGCCGCCUACCCGCCCGGCACCUUCGCCAUGAACGUCGUGGCCAGGCACAAGUGGACGCCCUAA
Molecule: messenger RNA, 1587 nt
Organism: Petromyzon marinus (sea lamprey)
Lineage: Eukaryota; Metazoa; Chordata; Hyperoartia; Petromyzontiformes; Petromyzontidae
Source: RefSeq, a predicted model, not a curated record